Molecule: messenger RNA, 3161 nt
Organism: Engraulis encrasicolus (European anchovy)
Lineage: Eukaryota; Metazoa; Chordata; Actinopteri; Clupeiformes; Engraulidae
Exons: 16
Coding region: 7-1980 (657 amino acids)
Source: RefSeq, a predicted model, not a curated record
CCAACAAUGGCAGUGGGGCUGGACAGCAGUGGCCAGCCUCAACUUUGUGAGCAGGUGUGUCUCUUGCCCCUGCCUAUCCCCAAGAUUAUAUGUGGAUGCCCUGGAGAGGCUAUGGUCACAACUGGUAGGCCUGUUGCAGUCAUCACCAUGAAUGGGAGAUUUGACUUCCAUCUGCCCCGCAAGGUCUGCACACUGUGCUCAGUUGAAUGGACUCCAGAUGUCAAGGAGCUUGUUGCCUACAACUAUUGGCCAAGUGUCAGCAGCUCCCAAACCAUUUACUCCUUCGCUGUUUUUGACGCUUUCAGCGAAGUGAAAGUGUCCGCCCCUUCCUUCUCCCGAAACGCAUUUAUUAAGCUGCUGCAGCACCAGUCUGCCCAAGGAGGACGGUCAGGGAACAUCAGCGGGGACACAUUCCAAAAAAGCUACUUCGAGUUUUGCCUGUGCCAACAUGCAGAGGACAAACUGACAGAGGAGGACAACUUCAAUUGUCCAGCGUGUCAGCCUGACAUGCUGGCAGUAUGCUGCGAUGGCAAUAGGAAACACUACCGAUUUAAAAAAAACCAAGGAAUCGAUGAACCAUCUAUAUAUGAUGGCUUGUUCCUUGCAAGAGACAAGGAGGUGUCGGCUUUCGUGGACAAGAUCCGGGGGAGCAGCAGCAGAGCACAUCAGAAUCGGACAUGUGGGAUGGCCAGGUUCAGGGCCAGCAGGGAAACAUCCUCAAAGUCAUCUGCAAAGAUAGAUGAAGAGGGACUGCAGGUUGCAGUGUGCAGACAUGGGAUAUUGCUCAGAGGCCUGAACCACUACCGCGGGGAAAUAUUUGCGUAUCCCCUGUAUCUGCAACAGGAGGUGGCGGAGAGGGCCAACGUCACCUUCUUUUGUAUGGACGUUGCCUGCAGGUACUGGCCAUACCUCAAUAGGGUUAUUUCAAAGCACCCGGAGCUCAGGCCUCUGACCGAGAUGAAGCCUUUUUUAAGUGUCAUGCAUGCAAAAGUGCAUCGGCCAAAGUGCGAGGUGACAUGGGGUGGCCGUAGUCAGGAAGGGGCAGGCAACACUGUCGGCGAGGAAGUGGAGCAGGUAAAUAGUUUUCUCUCCAGGGCAGCAGUCGUGACCAAAUACAUGACAAAGUCAGGGAGAGAAAACAUGCUUACACAGCAGGCCAUGGGGUGGAACAACAGGAAGAAGAAACAUCUACACAAAGCCUUGGCCCACAGAUACACCAAAAUCUCGGAAAGGGCAAAAACGGAAGCCGACAACCACAGAGACUUCUGCCUGAAGAACGGCAUCACCAAAGAGAAGGCGCAUCAGUGUGUGCAUGAUGUUCUUCAGUGGGCAGCUGAGGAGGUGGAAAGUAUGGAGGAAGCCAAUGAAGAGCUCAUGGAGGACAUUGAGACAGCUUUGGUGGACCUUCUGCGAAAGAAGCAGGACCUGUAUCGUCAACAUGACAGCAGCAAGACCAGAGAAAAGAAACGACGAAAAUUAAGAACACUUAAAGAGAAGCUGAAGCAGAAGGUUGAGGAGUACAAUGAAACUGCUGAAGAGACAAUUGACAUUGAGUUGGCCUGCAACUUAAAUGAGCACUACAUCCUGCCAUGGGAGAGAGGCCGUGAUGUCAACACCAGGUUGAAGCGGUCUGUUUUCGAUCAAACAAUGCUGGUCAGACGCUUGGAGGAAGAGCAAAGCAUCUUGGUGAAAGAGAUGACGCAACACAUCACGUCCCUCCGGAAGGAAAUGAAGAGAGUGGAGAAGCUUGCAGAUAGCCCCACAUUUGCCGAUUCAGAAGACCUUUCAGUGGAUGCUUCUGAUGGACUGAAAACGGUCUGCAUUAGGAGAGUAUUUACACUCACAAACAACAUUAAGGAAGCGGUUGCAACGUAUACCGCAGUUGUUGAAAACCUACCACUGACAGAGGAAGACAACGAGGAUGAAGAAGAUGAAUUCAGCUGUUCUGACUCUCCAUACUCUGAAUCGGACGAAGAUUAGUUUUUCUCCAUUGGUUUGGCUCAUUUCUCAAAUAGACAUGUCAAAUGCUUACUGCAAGCGUUCUACAUGUGUCAAAUGUUUAGCACAUCUUUGCAAAUGGCUAUAUACAAGUAGGUUGCACUACACAUUUAUCAUACAAUUAGCACAUUUCCAAAUGAUUUGAUAUCGCUUACCUAAACUGACUACUCAACUCCCAAUCUAAUGGUUGCUCUCUGCAAAAGAAGUCAGCAUGAUUAAAUUUUGUAAAAUGCAAAGUACUCUACACAAUUGUCAAAGUAUUCAAUGAUGUCAUAUUUUAACAGUAGCUUACAUUUAUUAUUGUAAUCGACAGGUCAGGGAGUUCAUACUUAAUGGGUUUUUUGGGUUUUUUUUUUUUUUUUUGAAGGGGUGGGGGGGUUCAUAAUGUUUUUUCUCUGUGUUUGAUUCUGCUUGAUUCUUCAAAUGACAUUCUGUAUUGAAAAUAUUAUUUCUUUGGAUUUGUCCACGUUAUUAUGAGAGUGACACUUCACUGUUACUUUAAAAGUUACCUUAAAAUGUCUCUGUUGUCAAACUUCAAUGGUUUCACUCACUUUUUCAUUUUUAUACGUAGUUGAAAAAUGUUAUAGUUAGGGCUUCUUUUAUGUCACUGGAAAGAGUUGUGCUUACUAUAAAUUGUCGUGCAAUAUCAUGGAAGUGGUUUUUAGAGUAAACACAUUCUGUUCUUACCAGCUGGUCAUCAGGGCUGGAUUAACGCACAGGCUAGAUAUGGCUGCAGCGUAGGGGACCCCCACCUGCAAGGGGGGCCCUGAUUGGUCAAAAGUUGAAAAAAUUGCAGAAUUGACCAGACGUAAUAUUGAAAAAUUAAUCUGUCUGUUGAGUAGAGUCAGUAGACAUGUUGUUUUUAAUUCCUGGCUUAUAAUUAUAUGACACUCUCUAUGUAAAUUUUGUUGCGAAAUUUGCUUUCUGAGGGUCCCCAAAGCGCCCUGUAGCCUAGGGGCCCCAGUUCAUCUUAAUCCGGCCCUGCUGGUCAUACUGAAAUAAAGUAGAACUUGGAUUUGAAAUAAAUGUAUGUAUUGCAUUGUCCAUAAAAUUGCAAACUGUUGUAUUGGAAAUGUGAUAGCCUAUGCAUGUAUACUUGUACAGUAAACAUGUGUACUGAAGUUGCAUUUGGGGGUAGGGGACAUGUGACCAGUGUUAAAUAA